UGGGCGGGAGGGUGGGAGGAGUACAACACGCGGCAGUCUUCCUCUUCCAGCCAGACUGACGAGAUCCACACCCUCCGUUUUCUUUACCAGUGCCACCCCACGCCAGGAUGCCUGACGCCCUAUGAAGUGUUGAGGCACCACACACACAGGAUGCUGGUGCCUGGUGUCCUAUGGAGCGCCGUGGCCUUGUUCCUCGCGUGUUCCAUUACCAACGCUACGGACGAGGCUGAGCAUGUCCACCCACCAGCCAAUGACACGCAGGCACCACCGAAACCCGUGGCGCUGAUUGGACAACACUGGGGACCGAGACCAAGACACCCAGUUAGAAUCCCCGUUAUUGUAUCGUGUCGUGAUCCUCCGCUGCCCCACACACUGUACACGCACGCCCUUGAUAGUAUACAGAGGGGAAAAGCGUCUCUAGAGGGGACUAUGAGGAUGAAAGGCGCUUAGGGGACUCUGGGGAACGAGAAAUGGCUGGGCUGGAUCCUUCACCUCCACGCUCUGUUCACUCCAUGACGGCAGAGGAAACGUGGACUCUCCUUGGAUAUCCUUUUAGCAGACCACUCGCCACCUUCGUUACUCGCCAGCACAGCACCAUGGAACACGGGCGGCCAAGACACACAGAAGGGCCACGCCAGAUACGCCAGCAAACUCUUCGACCAGUAGGCCCGCACCCAUACUCGCCCAUGCCGCCCACACGCCCUCAUGCCUCCCGCCCAGGCUUUCCUUCCCGCCCAUGGACUCCAAAACCACCAUCCCACCCUCGUGUUCCCAUCAACCACCCAUUACCACGCCCAUUGCCACGCCCACCGCAACGCUCACUGCAACGCCCACCGCAACGCCCACCACCUCGCCCAUUGUCACGUCCUCCUUUCUCGGACAUCAAGCCUAUGUCUGCACCCCGCCAGCCCGGCACCUACACCCCCGAUCCCCUCAGUGUUCAUAACGUUGCUGGCCCUCCUUAUGUCAACACACCUCCUACUUACAUCCUGGGACGAAGCGACGCCACCACCACCACCACCGCUUUGCCCUCUACCACCAAUAAGGUAUGGGUGUCCUCCUUCGAUGCAUGGCAGCCUAAAACUUCGACGUCACCCUCCAUCAACUCCCGCCCCUCGCCUACACUUCCUCCAGGCCAAGAUGAGGAUCCAUGGGGACCUUUUGAAAACCCAGAAUGGCUCAACAAGUGGGACCACCGGUGGGACCAACACUGGCCGUCUGACUGGAGCACCAAGAAAGACUCAAGGCCCACAGACGCAAAGGAUUCCUCCUCCUCCUCCCCUGACAGUUUUCCAGCGAAGGAUACCAACACGCAGGAUGCUGGGGAGGACUAUGAAAACUACGUACCCGAGGAAACACUGAUGGAAAUCCUCCUGAAGAACCACAGACUGCCAGACGAGACGACGCCUCACGCAACUCACGACCCACGACACACAACGACGCAACGGCAGCAUUAUGACGACGGCGGCUCUAACAGUGUGCCGCGCGCCACGACCACCCCGCAGACCGUCAGCGUGAGCAGGUACUCCGAGAUCCCUUUGACCAAACCCAAGCCACACAAGGACGCAGGAUCCUUCCCGGGCAAGCACAAACACCGUUACCCGCCCCGGCCAUUCGUGAGGCACCGGGAGGGACCACAGGACAUCAAACCUCUGCCUCCACGGGGCUGGGAACGACCCCCGGGAAUGCAAACACCCCCGGGAGGAAUCCAGAGAAAAACGCACAAGUUGACUGAGUGGAGUGUCCCUUGGAGGCCAAACUUCGCCGCCAUGGUCCCGGUGGCUACAAGACGCAGGAUACGACGCGCCAUCUGUCUUCACUGAGACAAAGCACCACACUCUGAAAUGCUUUGCUCUCUCACGACGACUAUUUUCAAAGGCUCUGGUUGAAGAUACUCAUGUUUCUAAGAGUAUUUUUAAGGCUCUGGUGAUGGAUUAACAAGAUUUCUAGUUUAUCAUAAGGAGAAACUGUCUUGAAAACCCUGCUAGUCGUCUCUGGGAACUUGAAAAAUUGUUGUAGUGAGAAAGCAAGGCGAUUCUGAAUAUGGCCGUAAGCACCACACUCUGAAACACUUCCGCGACGCACCGCUAUUACAUUUCAAAGAGCUGUAGUUGAAGUGAUACUAAUUUCUUUUAUGUUUUUAGUGUUCUGGUGACAGAUUAAGGUUUUUACAGUAUCAAGAGGAGAAACAGUCUUGAGAAUCUGGCUAAUUAACUGUCUGGCCUUUGAAAGUAAUUGUGGCAAGAGAGUGAAGCCUUUCUGAAUACUGCCCUAAUGGUAACAAUGAAUGAUUAACCCCUUCAGUACUGGAACGCAUUAUUACCAUGAGUUUUGAGUAUGAUUAGACGACUUUAUUUACACUAGCAAGGUUCUAUGGAGAUCAGAAGGUUAGUGGUCCAGAAUCUUCACUAUUUCAAUCCCCCCAUGAGAUUUUGAAGCUGUAUAAAAUCACGUAACAAUAACCUGAAUAAAUAUAAAGACGUGUCAUGGUUCUGAAGGUGUUAACGCCAGUUCGUGUUUGUCAACAACAAGAAUAAACUCAUCUCCUUCAAGUGACAGAGCUGCAGGUGGUAUGCAGUAUUAGUUACAGCCACCUGACUUCCAUUUUACCCUUUUGAUUAAUUGAGGAAGUUGAAACAAAGUACAAAGCUUAGGUAAGUU
Portunus trituberculatus (swimming crab) is the source of this 2661-nucleotide messenger RNA. Its product is annotated as proteoglycan 4-like. Lineage: Eukaryota; Metazoa; Arthropoda; Malacostraca; Decapoda; Portunidae. The transcript has 5 exons. Bases 471 to 1823 code for a protein of 450 amino acids. The record is from RefSeq and is a predicted model, not a curated record.